Colossoma macropomum (tambaqui) is the source of this 1873-nucleotide messenger RNA. RefSeq names its product ring finger protein 220b (gene rnf220b). The record is from RefSeq and is a predicted model, not a curated record. The transcript has 15 exons. Gene Ontology annotation, biological process: protein ubiquitination. Gene Ontology annotation, molecular function: metal ion binding; ubiquitin protein ligase activity. The coding region runs from base 183 to 1811 and encodes 542 amino acids. NCBI's taxonomy places the organism in Eukaryota, Metazoa, Chordata, Actinopteri, Characiformes, Serrasalmidae.
UGUAGGGGGAGCGCGUGCUUUCCUCCGUGCGGCUCGUGCGCUGUCCGCUGGCAGUUGGGCUCGCGCGGAGACACUGAGCGAUGUCAGUCAGAGAAUGAUCUGCUCGUAGACGUGGCUGUUUGAUCCUGGUGAAGUUCUGUAGCUCCUCUUUUCCUCCAUCCAUCGCCAGGCCUUGGACAGGAAUGGACCUCCAUCGGACGGCCUUCAAGAUGGAGAGCUCCUCCUACAUGCCGAGUCCUCUGGCGUCUCCCGCUCUAAUGGUCCUGGCCUCCACCGCUGAAGCUGGUAGAGAUGCCUCCGUCCCGUGCCAACCUCCACGACCCUUUGGGGUCCCCGUCACUUUGGAGAAAGACAUUCACCUCCCGUUCCCUGCCAGCUCCUACACAUUCACCUCCAUGUACCACCGCCAGGGAGGCUUUGCCCCUCGAGACUUUCCCACAUCCCUCCUUCACCUCCAUCCUCAGUUCGCCCCGGCUAAUCUGGACUGCUCUCCUCUGGGCGUCCUCUCUCACGGAGGUGUGGGCGCCUUCAGGCCCUUCUCUUCUCCGGUAGAGGAGCGAGAUGGUGGGGGUUACCAGUCAGCCUUUCUUCCAGCCAAGCGUCUGAAGGGCUGCCUGGAACCAGAAGCUUCUCCUCAUCUGCGGUACACGGACGCGGAGGGGAAGGAGUUUGACUUUGGGGUGGCCCGCAUCCCCUCGGGGUCUCCUAGUGCUCUGAAGGCAGCCGAGGAGGCUGGGAAGAAGCUGUUUGCGGUGUCCGGGCUGCUCGUGGACACAGAGGCCUCGUGUAGUCCUGAGGAACAGAAGGAGAGAUGUAAGGUGAAGUGUGUGUUUGAUGCCCAGACUCCCGUGUGUCCUGUCUGUCAGGCUGUUCUGCGGCCGGGGGAGCUGCAGGAGCACAUGGAGACGGAGAUUGAGCGACUCACGCAGCUACACCUGAGUCCGAGUCUGUCACAGAAGGAGUGUCUCUCCACUGGGCUUCUGAAGCCCCUCUUCUCUGCCCACAUUAAGCGAGAGGGGGGCUCCUCACCCCGUCCUGCUGACGAGGCCGUCCACUCAGACAGGUACCAGACGUUUCUGCGAGUGAGAGCCAACAGACAGACAAGACUGAGCGCCCGUAUGGGGAAGCUGAAGAGGAGGAAAGCAGAGGAAGAGCAGAGAGACAGUGUGUGUGUUGUGGAGAAUGGAUCUGUUGGAGGAGGGGGAGACGAGUACGAGUGGAGUGAACAGAAAAGAAUGCACAUGGUGUCCAUCCUGAGGGGCUUCAGAGGUUUGGUCAGCAGCACGGUGAAGGAGAAUCAGGACAGUGACGCAGACCUGGACGUGGACGGAGACGACACACUGAACUACGGCAAAGCACAAUACUCAGAGACAGACGUGAUCCCCAGCUCACGAGACGCAGAGGACAGGGCAGUGAAUGUGGACGCUGCCAGCAGGUUGUCUCCAGAACAUUGCAAGUGGUCAACUGCAGAAGCUCCAUCUACAAGCAAUGAAGAUCACAGUAAAGCUGAUGGCAGUGCCAGCGCCUCUCCACCCUGCAGGAGCUGCGAGCUAGAGAUGGUGUCUGAUGACUCACUCAACACCCUGGAAGCUCUGAAGACACGGAUUCGAGAUCUAGAGAAGCAGCUGACUCGAGGAGAUCGAAUCAAAUGUCUCAUCUGCAUGGACUCGUAUACGAUACCGCUGACGUCCAUCCAGUGCUGGCAUGUGCACUGUGAGGAGUGCUGGCUCCGCACACUGGGAGCGAAGAAGCUGUGUCCGCAGUGUAACACCAUCACCUCCCCGGGGGACCUGAGGCGGGUGUAUUUGUGACGGGGGGUCUCAGACAGACUGACCUGUUUGCACUUACGGAGCUCAUUCACACCCUCACAGCU